Messenger RNA from Staurois parvus, 66 nucleotides. The record is from the annotation of a GenBank genome assembly. Lineage: Eukaryota; Metazoa; Chordata; Amphibia; Anura; Ranidae.
AUGGACUGGGCUUCAGUAUUGUUGGAGGUUACGGUAGUCCACAUGGUGACCUUCCCAUCUAUGUGA